This is a messenger RNA of Melospiza melodia melodia, 1867 nucleotides long. Its product is annotated as keratin, type II cytoskeletal 1-like. Gene Ontology annotation, biological process: keratinization; intermediate filament organization. Gene Ontology annotation, cellular component: keratin filament. The transcript has 9 exons. Lineage: Eukaryota; Metazoa; Chordata; Aves; Passeriformes; Passerellidae. Gene Ontology annotation, molecular function: structural constituent of skin epidermis. The record is from RefSeq and is a predicted model, not a curated record. The annotation marks the transcript as partial.
UUCCAUACUCCUCUGGAGUAGCUGAGGAUCCUUCAUUCUCAUUUCUCCUCCUGUUUUACCACCUUCUACAUCAGCUCUCCCACCUGGAAGUGCUGCCAUGAGACGAUAUUUCUCUGGAUAUGGGGACAGGAGUUUCAGUUCUUCUUCUGCUCACUGUGGGACCUUGGGUGGUGGAGAUGGGAGAUUCGGAGGGUUUGGGCAUGGGUAUGGCAGCAGGAGCCUCCACAACCUUGGAGGGUUCAGGAAUGUCUAUACUCAUGGAGGCUACGGAGGAGAAGGAGUAAGAUAUGGGAGAUGCCUUGGGUUUGGUGGCUGGAGACAGCCUGAGAGGGGCUUUGGCGGAAGAGGAUAUUUUGUGGGAGGUUUUCAAAGUGGUGGAACAGGGCUUGGUGGCACCUACAGAGGAGGUUCAGGCAGGGAGGUACUCGGAGGAGGCCUUGGCAUAGGGGUACAAGGGGCUGGGCAGGGACUGGGGCAGGCUGGAGUUCUCCGAGGCAUUGAGGAGGUCCAUGUGGACACCAACUUGCUGAGGCCAAUACGGCUCCAGGUGGACCCCGAGUUCCAGCGAGUGUGCUCGGAUGAGAGGGAGCAGAUCAAAGCUCUCAACAACAAAUUUGCUUCAUUCAUCGAGAAGGUUCAGUGUCUGGAGCGGCAGAAUCAAGCACUCUUGGCCAAGUGGGAACUUCUGCAGCAGCAAAGCUCUGGCCCUGAGGAGAGCAGGAACAUCAACAGCUUCUUCCAGGCCUACAUCUCCAACCUGCAGCGGCAGCUCGAGACGCUCCAGAGCCAGAAGGAGCAGCUGGAUCCUGAGGCCUACAACAUGCUCCAGCUUGUUGAGGAUUAUAAAAACAGAUUCGAGGAUGAGAUCAACAAACGCACAUCCAAGGAGGAGGAGUUUGUGGAGCUUAAAAAGGAACUGGAUAGUGCCUACAUGGGAAAAAUGGAGUUUGACAUCCGAGCGGAUAUCCUGAGGCAGGAGCUGGAGUUCCUCCGGUGUUUAUAUGAAGCUGAGCUGUCCCAGCUGCAAACGGUUGCUGGGAACGUUGAUGUUGUUCUGUCCAUGGACAACCACAGGGACUUGAACAUGGAUGGGAUCAUCGAGGAGGUCAGGCGGGAAUACGAGGGGAUAGCCCACAGGAGCACGGCUGAAGUGGAUGCCAUGUACCGGGGCAGGUACCAGGACCUGCAGAACAUGUGGGUGAGUCAACAAGAGCAGCUGAGGAACAGUCACCAGGAAAUCCAGGAACUUGCCAGGCGCAUCCAAAGACUCCAACCAGAGAUUGAAAUCGCAAGGAAAAGGAAUUCCAGCCUCCAGGACUCCAUUAAAGAUGCUGAGCACCGUGGGAGCUCGGCCGUCAGGGAUGGCCAGGAAAAGCUAGAGGAGCUGGAAAAUGCCCUCCAACAGGCCAAGGAUGACCUUUCUCAGCUUGUCCGUGAUUACCAGGAGCUCCUGAAUGUGAAGCUGGGCCUGGACAUUGAGAUCGCCAUGUAUCGCUCACUCCUUGAGGAGGAGGAGAACAGGAUCCAGGAAGGAUCACCGGCCACGAUAUGUGUCAUUGACCACAAUGCCAGAGCUUCUGGAGUCUUUGGAGGCAUAAAAAGUGGGAAGGGGAUAAUGAGUUCUGGUGGUAGCAGUGGGAGCAGAACGAAAGGGCCAGUCACUGGAGGAGGAAAAGGUGGAAGCUCUGGAGGAGGUGGAUCCAGCUUAGGUGGAGGUGGUUCCAUCUCUGGUGGUGGAAAAGGCUCAGGAUCUGGAGGAGGGAGAAGCUCAGGCAGUGGAGGCUCCAUGUCCAAGGGAGGCUCCAGCUCCGGAGGGUGGGGAUCCAGCUCUGGUGGUGGUGGGUCCAUGUCCAAGGGUGGCAGCAGC